AUGGACAAACUGCACGAGACAUUGAUAAACAUGGAAGAUGCUUUGGGCUCGGAACACCCCGCCUGUCUGUCAUCCUGGGACUGGAAAAGCAACGCCGGGCCUUUCGAGCUGCACCCCGUCUCUCCCCCGCACAGCCUGUCCCCGACGCCCUCGUUCGAGUCCUACUCCUCGUCCCCGUGUCCGGCGGCGGCCGAGGCGCCCUACGGCAGCGGCGGCAGCGGCCUGGCCGGCUACGGCCUGGUGGAAUUCCCGCCGGCAUUCCUGCCCAGCCCCGGGCAGGCCCGGCUGCCCAAGGGCACCAAGGUGCGGAUGUCGGCCCAGCGCAGGAGGAAGGCCAGCGAGCGGGAGAAGCUGCGCAUGAGGACCUUGGCCGACGCGCUGCACACGCUGCGCAAUUACCUGCCCCCCGUCUACAGCCAGCGGGGCCAGCCCCUCACCAAAAUACAGACCCUGAAGUACACCAUCAAGUACAUCAGCGAACUCACCGAGCUCCUCAACGGCGUCAAGCGCGUGUAG
This is a messenger RNA of Sturnus vulgaris (Common starling), 516 nucleotides long. It is a transcript of the gene MSGN1, whose product is annotated as mesogenin 1. The record is from RefSeq and is a predicted model, not a curated record. NCBI's taxonomy places the organism in Eukaryota, Metazoa, Chordata, Aves, Passeriformes, Sturnidae. Gene Ontology annotation, cellular component: nucleus. Gene Ontology annotation, molecular function: protein dimerization activity; RNA polymerase II cis-regulatory region sequence-specific DNA binding; DNA-binding transcription factor activity, RNA polymerase II-specific. Gene Ontology annotation, biological process: regulation of transcription by RNA polymerase II; mesoderm formation.